Messenger RNA from Vitrella brassicaformis, 3701 nucleotides. The record is from the annotation of a GenBank genome assembly. Lineage: Eukaryota; Vitrellaceae.
CUCUUUGUGUGCGUACAGGUGGUGCGGGAGACAGCGAGUAAAUCGCUACCUACAUUUUAUAUUUCCGGGCCAAUUCUCCAUCGGAUUCCCCGUACGUCCCUGUUUUUCAACGAGGCCGCCGAGAGAGAGCGUUUAUCGGCUGGCUAAGGGCCAGAUGAGCCUGCUGGCCCUCUACUGCAUCCCCACGCGGCCCAACCGCAUCACCACCCGGGCCGCAGCAAUGGAGGCAUACGACACGGCCAUCAAGAAGGUGUGCAGGAAGGCUGUGAAGCUCAUCCACGGCCAAGCGGCUCAAGGCCCGCCGCUCGCCGAGGCAGCCCUCAAGUUGUUUGCCAACGUCACCUUCAAGCACACCAAGCUAGCCAUGGCCGAUGAGAGGCCCCUAAUCGCGCCCCUCGACAAAUACAUCGCACGUGUGUGGGGUUUAUCUCUUGAAACCUUCUUCCUUCUUCUUUUUGUGUCCGUGCAGAGCUCGCCCCCUAUGCCACGGCUGGCAGUGCUCAGCUAUGACCCACCACGGCAGCCCGUCCACACGUCACCCGCCGGAAACUUGCCAACAGACAGGUCAGCAGGGAAGAGAAAGAGACAUGUGGUCUGUUCCCUCUGUGUGUGCGUACAGGUGGUGCGGAAGACAACCAGUCAAGUCGCUACCUACAUUUUAUAUUUGCGGAGUAUUCUUCAUCCUCGGCUGUGUUUCGAUGAAGUGCUCAAGCUCAUGGAGACCACCGUCAGUCGAGUGGACCUUUACAGUGGGACACCGCCGCGAGCGACCAACAAGGGACGUCGCCAGCGUCCUCGGCUGGAAGUCAGAUGAGGAAGUCAGACGCAAUGACGAAGAGGAAUCCACCUUAAGGCGGCUGGUUGUAAGAGACACAUGCACAGCACCGUCGGCUGUGUUGCGUACAGGUCGGUGAAUGAGAAACUGGCAAGCACAGGAUACUCACAUCCAGACUUCUUAUGCUCGCUGUUCCUUCUUUCCUUCUGCAGGAUGGUGACGCGACGGCCGAGGCCGGAGGUCAUCAGGCUGAGGCGACGGCCCCCACCGCUCCCCCAACUGCCCGCCUGGCCAGCGGGAGCAGCGCAGAAGCUGGCUUGGGCAGCUGCUGAGGCCUUGUCGGUGGCCUUCCCGAGGACCACCGAGUUCGUCAAGGACGCCUUCCCCAGAACUGCCGCCCACCUGCGAGGGGUACGACAGAUACACACGUGAAUACAUCACGGAACCACCACAUCCAUUCGUGUAUCCCUGCACUCUCUCCCUUAUUUGCAGGAUAAGCCGCCCAAGAGCACACCGCCGGCAUCCUACGCGCCGCCACCGCCACCGUCCCAAGCCAGCAGGACCCUCCCGAGGACGAGGGCGUAUCUCCUAGGCGCAUUCAAGAACACGGCCAAGAAACUACGACUGGUAGGAUACUACACACACACACUGUCACCUGUGCACAUGCAGUCGUCUCUCCUGUGCCUUUCCACCUCUCUGCAGACAGCGCACCAGGAGGUGCACGAGACAGAGGAGAAGGAAGCCAGCCCUGCCCACGACGCGCCACACCCAGCCCCCACCGACCCCUCCUCCUCCACGUCGCCCCCGUCCUCGCCCGACGCACCGGCGGCUGCUCCAUCUGAGACCAGCGCCACCACCGGCCCAGAGCCCGCCUCUCCCAUCACAGCCGCCCCCUCUCACUCCCACGUUGACGCCGACCGGCCCACCAGCAGCACCCACAGCGAUGAACCCAUCGACCUGGUGCGGUCGGUGCAGCUGGUCAAGUGCUUUUCUGGAGAGGAGGGUGGCAGGGGGGAGUGUGAGGUCUGGGAGGGCCGUCUGCCCAACGCUGAGGCCGUGGUUCGAAAGAGCCUGGCUCGGUCGUUGGGCAACGACGACGGCACCUCUCAAGGGCUCACAUUGCUGACCAGGAGACAGGCUGAGCGGCUGGCCGAGAGCCUGCAGCUGGAGGGCGAGACGAUGCGGGAGAUGCAGGAGUGGGCGGAGGAGAGGAGAAGGAUGGUAGGAUAUUACACACACAGUAAACUGUCACCUGUACACAUGCGGUCGUCUCUCCGCAGACAGCGCACCAGGAGGUGAACGAGACGGAGGAGAAGGAGGAGGCAGCGUCCAUCAAUGUUUGUGUCAACAUCGACAUUUGCUCAGAAAUUACUGCCUACAUUUUAUAUUUGAGGACAAUCCUUCUAACCACUUCGGAGGAGAGGGCAGCGAUGGAGGACCGCCAGCAUCAACUCACUCGGCUGCCCCACCGCCACACCGGCAGCCCGCAGAUCGCCCCCAGCCUGCUAGCUAGCCUGGCGGACGUGCCAGAGCUGCGCCCGAUGGUCGUCAAGGAGGGCAGCAAGGAGGGCGAGGAGUUUGAGAAAGGCCCGUGCCUUCUUAUGGCUAGAGUUGGCGCAGGUGAGUGGAAAAGAGAAGGGUAUGAACCAUACGAGACCUUCUUGCACUAAUGUGGUGCGUUUGCUCUUUGUGUGGGUGCAGAAGGAGUCGGCGGCGAGAAGCUGAAGUCGGUGUGCACGUCUUCCAGUGGGGUCGGGGCUGAUGUCAAGGCACUGAUGGAUGUCAACAUGCUCACCCGGGUCACGGCCAUCCACCGCCUUGGCAUCGCCCACAACGACUGCCACUGGGAGAACGUGCUGGUGGCCAAUCGGCUGACGGGGGAGGUCAGCCUCAUUGACACCGAGAUGACGCGCCGCGUCAGGACAACCACUGGCCUCCCCCUGCCACCCCAGCCGCCACUCAACAGCCGACCCAGCGAGCCCUUCAUCACGCUGGGCAACCUCAUGGCCAUCAUCGAGGACAGGGAGGGGCAGCAGGACAUCUCGUUCGUCAGCGACAUCGUCUGCGCUGCAUUGACCGUCCUGCUGCUCGCUCUCCCCACCAAUGAGGCCGCCGACAGCAUCUUUCGGCUGGCGAAGGGCCAGAUGAGCCUGCUGGCCCUCUACUGCAUCCCCACGCGGCCCAACUGCAUCACGACCCGGGCCGCAGCAAUGGAGGCAUACGACACGGCCAUCAAGAAGGUGUGCGUGAAGGCCGCCACGCUCGUCCGCGGCUCGGCCGAUAAAGGCGCUAGAGGCACGCCGCUCGCCGAGGCAGCUCUCUGGCUGUUUCUCAACGUCGCCAUCAACCACUCCAAGAAACCGACGGGUCCCCUGAUCGCGCUCUUGGAGAAAUACAUCGACAGAGUCAUGGAACGUACGGACACACGAAUGGAUGCACGUGUGUGGUGGAUGGGGUUCAUCUCUUGAAAGCUUCUUCCUUCCUCUUUUUGUGUCCGUGCAGAGCUCGCCCCCCAGUGACCUCGCCUGCCGUCCUUCUGACCGUUCGUCUGCCAAUCCCUCUCGUUCGUCCACCCCGUACAAGUGACGAGGAGGGCAAGACGGCUGCUGAGCGCAUCCAUGCCCUGGCCGAGCAUGAGAUGGACCAGGUCGCCUGCCGCUGCAAGCCGACACGGCAUUACGAGCGCAUCAUCACCCGGGCUGCAGCAGAGGAGGCACGCGAUAUCGUCAGUAGAGAACACACAUCGUGAUACACACAUUGUCAGUAGAGAAGAGAAAGAGACGGAACCGAAGGGUAGACAUGUGGUCUGUUUCCGCGUUGUGUGCGUACAGGUGGUGCGGGAGACAGCGAGUACAUCGCUACCUACAUUUUAUAUUCGCCAUCUUAUUCUCCAUCCUCGCACGUCUAGUGAAGUGCCCGAGCUCUU